AUGCAGUCCAAACGCGAAUGUGAGCUGUGGUGUGAGAGGGUGAAUCCCGAAAACAAGGCGGCGUUGGAGGCGUGGGUCAGGGAAACCGGCAUCCGGCUGGUGCAGGUGAACGGGCAGAGGAAGUAUGGCGGGCCACCCCCAGGAUGGGUGGGCAGCCCGCCGCCAGCGGGGUCGGAGGUGUUUAUCGGGCGGCUGCCCCAGGACGUGUACGAGCACCAGCUGAUCCCACUGUUCCAGCGCGUGGGCCGCCUCUACGAGUUUCGUCUGAUGAUGACCUUCAGCGGCCUGAACCGCGGCUUCGCUUACGCCCGCUACAGCUCGCGGCGCGGCGCCCAGGCCGCCAUCGCCACGCUGCAUAACCAUCUGCUGCGGCCGUCCUGCCCGCUGCUCGUGUGCCGCAGCACCGAGAAGUGCGAGCUGAGCGUGGACGGGCUGCCGCAGGGCCUGAGCCACCGCGCGCUGCUCUGCGCGCUGCAGCCGCUGGGACCUGGCCUGCAGGAGGCGCUGUUGCUGCCCAGCCCCGGGCCGACGCCCGCACAGAUCGCACUGCUCAAGUUCAGCUCGCACCGGGCCGCAGCUAUGGCCAAAAAGGCCCUGGUGGAAGGACAGUCCCACCUCUAUGGAGAACAGAUGGCUGUGGAGUGGCUUAAGCCAGACCUGAAGCAGCGACUCCGCCAGCAGCUCAUGGGUCCCUCACUACAGUGCCUACAGCCAGAGGGCAGCCGAUUAGCCCUGGCCAGGGACCAAGGGCUCGAGUUCCAAGGGUCUCAGGUUGCCUUGCAGCUGCUGUGCCAACGGAUGAAGCUGGGCAGCCCAGUGUUCCUCACCAAGUGUUUGGGCACAGGCCCUGCUGGCUGGCAUCGCUUCUGGUACCAGGUGGUGAUCCCCGGGCAUCCAGUGCCCUUCAGUGGCCUCAUCUGGGUUGUGCUGACCCCAGAUGGGCAGGAUGGGCAUGAGGUGGCUAAGGAUGCAGUAUCUGCACGGCUGCUGGAGGCAAUGAAUGAGUCCAGGGCCAGCCUCCUUCGGUCUACUGGGGCUGAGGCAGGAGGUACCAUGGUUCAGCAGUGA
This is a messenger RNA of Rangifer tarandus platyrhynchus (Svalbard reindeer), 1068 nucleotides long. The record is from the annotation of a GenBank genome assembly. NCBI's taxonomy places the organism in Eukaryota, Metazoa, Chordata, Mammalia, Artiodactyla, Cervidae.